AUGGUUUCGAUAUCAUCCAAACUAGCCCUUCUCUUUGCCGGCCUGGCCCUUGCCGACUCUUCCUCCUCUUCCUCCUCCUCUUUCUCUGCUCAGAGCCGCACCGGCGCCCACCUCUCCCAUGCCCCGCGCAACCCACUACCGGAGCGGGCUUCGGGCGAGCGAGCUCCCUUGUUCGGACGGCCGACCACGACCGACGGCUCCGCAACCGAGGGCAAGGCGCUGAGAUAUGCGCUUCAGCAGACCCGGCUGAACAUCACCGAAGCUACGGCAGCAGCGCAGCGGAGAUGGGAGCACCGGAUGAGGAGAAGGAUAGGGGAGGAGGAGGGUGGAGGAGCAGGGCUGGAACGACGAGAGAAGUGGAAUUGGAAACAUUUGGAAGAUUAUAGAGGAUAUCUCUACUUUAUGGAAGUCGAGGUGGGAGAUCCACCACAACUCGUCAAGCUCAGCCCGGAUACGGGAUCGUUCGAGACGUGGAUGAACCCCAACUGCGAGAACUCGGCCAGCCCGUACCUCUGCGUGGUCAACGGCAUGUAUCACCCGGAGAACUCGGAACUUGCCGUCACGCAGAAUGAGCCGUUUGACUUUUCCUACGGCAACGGCUGGGUGAAUGGCAAGUAUUACGAGGAUCGAAUCUACUUUCGGAACGAAGACGUCGGCAUAAGACAAAAGUUCGGCAUGGCGACCGACUCCAGCUACGCGGUCUCCGGCAUCCUGGGUCUGGGCUACGGCAUGGGCUACACCAUCGGGUACAGCAACGUCCUCGACUCGCUCGUCAAGUUCGACCUCAUCAACGCGCCCGCGUACAGCGUCUCCCUCGGCGGACAGGGCGAAGGCACGAGCGAGAUUGUGUUCGGCGGGGUCAACCAGGCCAAGUACAGCGGGCUUCUCAAGGCCGUGCCGAUCUGGCCCUCGGUGGCUCAGCAGCUGCCCAACUACGUGCACUACCGCGUCAACGUCACCUCCUUUGGGUUCACGAAGCCGACGGGCGCCAAGACCGCCUUCUUCAGUCGGACAGCGGCGCCGCUCAACGUGCUGGUGGACACGGGGGUGACCUACAGCCUCUUGCCGGGGGCCAUGGUGGCGUCCAUCGCCGAGGUCUUUGGCGCGUGGUGGGACGUGGGCGAGUACAAGGUCGACUGCGCGCUGCGGGACCAGGCGGGCACGUUUGACUUUGGGUUCAACAACGACGGGCUCAUCAUCCGGGUGCGCUACUUUGACUUUAUCCUCAAGUUGCAGGAUAAUACGUGCACCUUGGGUGUGCAGCAGGGGGCGGACAACGAUGCCAUCCUGGGAAACACGUUCUUGAGGGGGCGUAUGUUGUCUAUGACCAAUUGA
Messenger RNA from Parascedosporium putredinis, 1335 nucleotides. NCBI's taxonomy places the organism in Eukaryota, Fungi, Ascomycota, Sordariomycetes, Microascales, Microascaceae. The record is from the annotation of a GenBank genome assembly.